AGCCGUGUGUGCGGCUGCAGUCACUCGUGGAAUCCUGAGUCGUGUCAGUGGUCUGGCGGACGUGGUCGCGCGCGAGUGUAUCGUUGAGAAUCGGUUGCUUCGCUCGGUGAGAAACGGUGUGGAAAGGAGUAACGUUAGGCAGAAGAAAGGGUAUAAAGGUGCGUGUCUUCGGUGUAGUGAAAGGGCAACGGAAAGGGGUUUACGAAGAACGAUUCAACGUUCCUCGCGAUCUCGUCGUUCCGUGCGACACGCGUCCAGGAAUCCACCUCUCUCGACCAUCCUUCCAAAAAGGACGUAUCGUACGUUGGAAAUCGUGCUGCGAGACAGACAUUCCUCGAGUCUGUGUUGCGUGCAGGUAUCGACUAGUUUCUUGGAAGACUCGGAAGACGUUUCCUCUUUGUCAGAGGUGAAGAGCGUGGCGAAGGUCGGAGGAAAAAGUAGUUAACAGCCUUGCACCUGGCACAGCACACACACACACACAUACACACACACACACUUCGUCCCUGACGGCUUUUGCAACUGAAUCUCGUGUCCCGAUACGCGAUCUACGUUCUUCGUCGUCGAUUCUAUCUCGUACAUACAUUGCCAUUGUGUUCUUUCGAUAUAUAUAUAUAUAUACAUAUAUAUAGCCGAGUAUCGUCGAUGAAUGGUCGACGCUAAAUACACAAAACGUUCUUUGAAAUCAACGGAUCCGACGACCACGUUGGUAGUCGUUAAUCUCGCCUCCAUUUCAAUCCUCCACUACUAUUCCUACUCAAUAGCAAUAUAAUUCUACUAUCCUCGAAAAUAACAGGCUUCGCAUCCCUGUAUCGAAGCACAGCGUUCGAACGAAGGAGGAAGAGAAGGAGGAGGAUACGCACGUGUUCCACGCGACGGAAACGCAUCACUGCCAACGCGAUACGAGGCCGAGCAUCCGCCAUUCGAACAGAUCUGGGACCAGCUGGAGGACGCCUUUUCUUCGACUCGAGUUAUUAUCGCUGGUGUCUGCGCGUCCUGUAAACAGGUUACUGGUCGUCGUCGCGCGGCAAAAAACUCUCGCAUCGAAACGGUCGAAGAACAUUGUAGUUGUGUUGUCGUCGUUGUGUGGAGACACAGUUGCGAACAGCCGCGUUUGUCGACCGUUUACGCGGAAAAUCGUAGAAAUAUAAACACGGGAGGAGGGAAGGGAUCGGAUGGUCGUGGCCUUUGCUCGAAAAAGUGCGGAGUAUAUGUGUGAUACAGAGUGUCGGUUAGGUCGUUCGAUAACCCGCCCUGUGUUCCGCCAAGUGAAAACGCCGCGUGGAUGAUAAUUGGCGAUAGACGACCGACCGACUCGGUACGCGAUUUGGUGCGGUUAAUCAAAGGCUCUCGUCGUUGCUCGGUCGAAAGGGAGGGCUGCAAGAAGAAGGUGGAAGGAAGGAAGGAAGGAAGGAAGGCUUUGGAAAGUUUUGGAAAAGGAAAGGAAAGGAAGUGACCGUGAUAAUCCUGCCCGGCCAAGUUUACCUGAAAACGAUCGGCUGGCACGUCCUACGAGAUAGCUGACGAGAAUUCCGAGUCGAUGAGAUCGAAGCAAAGGGACGCGAGCUGAAAACGCGCGGCCGCCGUCGUUGAAGGCUACUUAAAACGACCAUUGAGCACUCGUCGGGGUGCUCGAAUUACCUACAACAGGUGGCCCGCAACUCCGCCAAUACGAGCGAAACAUCUGCAACUCCGGGCGGCUUGUGGGAGUGCAGCAAGUGCCUGGACGAGAUGCGGCUGAUGCAGAGGUUGGCGAUCAGCGGACUCCUGUCCGUGAUACUGAUCGUCCUUCUCACCGGCACGUUCGUCACGCGUCGUGAUCUCGCGAACGUGGUGGAGCGUGGAGGGGCGCCCGAGGAGCGCAGCAACGAGCAGCAAGCGAACCCCGCAUGGGUGCAGAGUAACGUGAUCCCGGGCCAGGACGAGGCGAAACCCCUCGAAGAUAAGGAUCGAUGGGUGGACCCGAGGCAGAGACAGUCGGAGCCAUCCGCGGUCGGACCACCGCCGGUCCCCGUCCCCGGGCCCUACGUCAUUAAACCGCCUAAUCCACCCCUGGAUGACGUGACUAAUCAGCGCCGCGAGAAGAUCAAAGAGAUGAUGAAACAUGGCUGGGACAACUACGUGAGAUACGCCUGGGGGAAGAACGAGCUGAGACCGAUCUCGAAGAGGGGUCACAGCGCAAGCAUCUUCGGCGCGUCGAACAUGGGGGCGACCAUCGUCGACGGCCUCGACACUCUGUACAUCAUGGGCCUUCACGACGAAUUCAAGCAAGGCCGGGACUGGAUAGCCGAGAACCUCGACUUCGAUAUCAACUCGGAGAUAUCCCUCUUCGAGACGAACAUUCGUUUCAUGGGAAGCUUGUUGGCCUGUUACGCUCUCACGGGGGACGUGAUGUUCCGGGAUAAGGCGGCUCAGCUCGGCGAGCGGAUGUUGCCCGCCUUCCAGACGGAAACCGGAAUUCCUCAUUCCCUCAUCAAUCUGCACACCGGGGCGAGCAAGAAUUACGGGUGGGCGAGCAGCGGGUGUAGCAUCCUGUCCGAAAUUGGCACGAUGCACCUCGAAUUCACCUACUUAAGCGACAUCACCGGGAAUCCGGUUUUCAAGAGCAAGGUCGAGAACGUGAGGAAGGUGCUGAAGAAUCUGGAGAAACCGAAGGGGCUGUAUCCAAACUAUAUCCAUCCGAAGACGGGGAAAUGGGGCCAACAUCACAUGUCGUUGGGAGGACUUGGCGACAGUUUCUACGAAUAUCUCCUGAAAGCGUGGAUCCAAUCCGGCAAGGAGGACGUCGAGGCCCGGCAAAUGUACGACGAAGCGAUCGUGGCCAUAGAUCAACACAUGAUCAAGACGUCGCAGGGCAAGCUCCUCUACGUGUCAGACUUGAAAUACGACAGGCUGGAGCACAAAAUGGGUCAUCUGGCGUGUUUCGCGGGUGGUAUGUUCGCGUUAGGCGCGAAAACAUUGCAAAACGAAUUGUCCGAUAGAUACAUGACGAUAGCCGCCGGUCUCACCAACACGUGCCACGAGUCCUACGAUCGAAGCUACACGAAACUCGGCCCCGAAGCCUUCCAUUUCAUCGAGGGGAACGAAGCGAAGAGCUUGAAGAACGGCGAGAAAUACUACAUCCUUCGGCCGGAGACCUUCGAAUCGUACUUCGUGAUGUGGCGGCUGACAAAGGAUCCCAAGUACCGUGAAUGGGGAUGGGAGGCCGUUCAAGCUCUCGAGAAAUACUGCCGUGUUCCAGGGGGGUUCACGGGACUCCACAAUGUUUACCUGGUCGAUCCGCCACAGGACGACGUCCAACAGAGCUACUUUUUCGCCGAGACGCUCAAGUAUCUCUACCUGCUGUUCAGCGACGACGAUCUCAUAAAUCUAGACGAAUGGGUGUUCAACUCCGAGGCGCACGUGCUUCCCAUCAGGGGCAAUCCCCUGUACCGGCCAGCUCCCUCUUUAUAAUUCAAAGAACCCUCAUACCUCGAAGAAACCACGCACCGAUGACGCAGUGAGGCCCCUCCAACUGCUCUUGAAACACCGGAAGUCCUCCGCUGCGCACCAGGAAAGAAGAGCAACGUGAUCCAUGAAAAGAAGAAAUAAAAACGGAACGAUUUGGCUACGAGGGAUGUAAAUAAGGAAGAACGCGAAAAAACUCGACGGUGUACGUGAUACGAGGGAGGGGAAAAAAAAAGUAGAGCAGUGAUCGAACGUUUCUGGAUUUAGAGAGAGAGAGAGAGAGAGAGAGAACAAAUCAGAGAAAAAAAAGUUAUUAAUUGUGAAAUUGUAGACGAACAAUGAAAAUAGGGAAAUGAAAAGAGUGGCGGUAGGACGAAUGUGAAUACUCAUCCCGAAAACCACAUGUCACCGCCUGUGAAUAAUUAAAAAUAAUUAUUUUAGGUAAAACGAGAUAAUAGGGGAAAGGGAGCGUGGGGAGAUAAUAACGAACAUUAUUUAAACGAGGAAAUAUAUUGCAUCUGAGACACUUACACAAAGAUAUACACACACGCGCGCAUACACAGAUAUACACAUAAGACACAUUAAAGACAACAGAGUACGUUUGUAAAUAGCGAAAAAAAGAGCGAGUGUGUGGAAAUAAAAAUAAUAAUAAAAUACGCGCGAGAAAGAGGGAGUGAAAGAAUGAGAGAGAAAAUAAGAGAAUGUGGGAAGGGAGAAUUUGAAAUAGAGUAUGAAAGGGCGAGAGAGAGAGAGAGAGAGAGAGAAGUAGAUCGAAAUUUUUAACCAUUUUGCCUGAAUGCUUCGCCCAUUUCUUUUUUUUUCGCCUGCGACAGAAAAACGGUCCAAUCCAUCGAACAAGAUACAAUUAUUAUGAUAUAUUCUAAUAUUCGAACGUUCCGCUCCAAGAAUUUACCGACGAUUACGGCGGGAACAAUCGUCGUUUCGAUCGGUGUUUCUCUUUUCGUUCUUCCUUCUAUUCGAGCUGUUUUUUUUUUUUUUGAAAACGUGGCAAACGUCCGAGGAGGAAAAAUUAAGAGGAAAAAAGAAAGAUAAUGCAUCAAAGAAUAUGAAACGAUAAUUAUAAAGAUAUGAUCGAUAUAUGGGGUAUUCGUAAAUAUAAGAGAGUGAUUGAAUGGAAAUAAAUAAUAAUUGGUCACGAAAUUUUUCAAGGAAUAUCAUGGAUAUACCAAUGCUUCGUGAUCGAAGAUCGAUCGAUGGAUCUUUUUAACCAUCGCUCGAUCUUGCCACUUUUCAAACAACAACAACCUAAACCUUCUUCUUCGCGGCAUUUUCUAUCUUUUUCUACUUUUUUGGACAAACGACACAUAUACUGCGCCUCGAUUAUCUCGGUGGCAGAAAGCGCCGAUGGAAAUAAUUCGUUCGAUUCGACACACGAGAACGCGUUACCGUUCUCUGACGCCUACGAUUUCAUCCUCGUUUCAUCUCUUUACUUUAAUACGACAUGAUGCGUUACGCAUACAUUACGCGCGUUUCUCAUAGGAACAAUUUCAUUGGAAUUGUUAAACGAGAUUUGAGCAUUGACUUUGUUUAGAAACGUGCGGUAUAAUUUAAUCGGCGAAGGGUGGCCCUCGUUUCCUUCCUUACCACGAAAUAUCUUUAUAAUUCAAACGGAUAAAAUACAAUAUUUAUUCUUGCAUUUUGUAAUCGUGUUUAUCGAUACGAACCCAUUUAUGCUGGCGUUCGUUGUUGGCUCGAUACUCGGGUCUCUCUUCGUCUCGAGCUUGACACGAUCGAAAGCUUGCAACGAGAUUUGAAAAUUUUGUUGUGCGAGUGGAAAGUUUAAGGGGAACUAUGGUGGAUCGCGUAAAUGGGUUACGUUUAAAAGUUCCUUACAUAUUCCUUUGUUUUCGCGCUCGAUCGUUUCGCCUGAAUUUUAAAGCGAAUCGCGAAGUGCUUCCAUGUUGCUCGAUGGAUAAAAUUUCGAACAAGUUUUGCGCGAAACUUUUCUUAUGGAAUUCGUAGUUUGAAUCUUUAUGAAUCUAAUGUGGAAAAGAAACGGACGUGCGGAGAAGCUCGAGGAAAGAUUCCAAGAGGUUUGGUGUACGUGCGUGUGUGCGCGGGUGUUCGUACUUGUGGAUCGAUGAAAGAAUUAACUUAUUUUUAACUACUCGACUAAUAUAUAAUAAAACCAUAUUUAUAAUUGUUUGAUACAUAUUUAAGGCGACUUGGAUAUUUCGAUGUUUCAGCCAAUAUCGCGAAAGAUGCAUCGCUUGUACAAUUUUAUUGGCUAAAUAUUGGAAUACUAUUGAAAUUAGUUCGUAAGUUUCAUUGUAAUAUUAGUUCUAUCUGUAUUGCUUUCAAAGCGAAAUUCUUCCGAGUUAAUUCUUUCGUUGGACGAACGACAAACCGAACCGAAAAGUCAAUUAUCCACAACAAUCGUGCCUAUAUUCUAUCAUCAAGCGAUCACUUCGAGCCUCGAGAUUUUUAAAUUUUUAACGUCUAAAUCUAGAGAUCAAAUUUCAUUCGAAACGAGAGCAUUGCAUCAACUAAAAUCAAAAAUGUCAAAGCCCCAGAGGGUUGCCCUUCGAACAAUAAAAUACAUAUAUAUAUAUAUAUAUUAGCUCAUCUCAUAAGUAUUUACGCACGAUUUUUCUCAACGCAAGUUUCUUAUUAUUAUUACGACGAACGUUUCGAUUGUUCACCACAAUUUUUAAUCGAUUUUUCUCCUAUAAAGUUUCCAAGAAACAUCGUUGCUUAUGGGAUGAUCUCGUUAAAUGAUGUAAUAUUUGGAAUCACCGUUGCAUCGAUUCUCGCGUUCAAUAGCGUCAACGAGUUCGUCGCGAAAGUCUUUCAGCCAUGCCGGGAUCAACGUGCAGCCCCCCUAGUAGUUUCCGGUGUAUAUGCGCGCGGAUCUUUUAUUUUUCCUUGUAUGUGCUAAACGAAUCGAGAAACGCGCGUCUCUCCGUCCUGUCGACGUUUACGACGUUCAGCGCAAAGUGGUGAACGCGAUGAGAUUAUUGAGAUUCUAAAAGGGGAAAAAAGGAAACGUGCCGAGAUCGAUUUUCAUCCCUUCUUGAAUUAUUGAUUACACGAUGUCGUUCCGAUUUGUCAUCAACGGCAUUGUACGAUUCGAUAUUUUUAUAUUUCCUCCGAUAGCAAUAUCGUUUCUUCGUGUACAUUUGAAAAAAUAUAAAUUGCGCAGAACAAUUUAUAAAAUAUAAAGAGCCGUUCGAAUCGUACAUUCGAGUCGUCCAAUUGAAAUCGUAACGAUAUUUAAGUAGCAGCGAGAUUUCACACUCCAGAAUCGAAUCUCGCAGCAAUUAACAGGCUGCGGAUUUUUAUAAUAUUUACGGAAAUUAUGCUCGCGUUAUUCCAUAUCGUGAAAUCGGAUUUUUAUUAGUAGAGAAAGAACCGUACUUUUUUGAUUCGUUUCGAUAUCUCAUUCGAGAUUGUCGAAAAGGCUGAAUAUUUCUUAAUUUCAACUUGAUUCAAUUGAACGAAUUAAACGAUAAACGUUGUUCACUUUCAGAAGAAUAUCUUAAUAUAGUAAUCUUCUGCGAUCAAAGACGAAACUUUGCUCCGAUUCGAUUAAAUAAAGGAAUCGAACAUGCACGAAAAUCCGCAGUCUAAUUAUCCACUGUUAGGCAUCUUAAUUAUCAAACGCUGCGAUCCCUACGAGAUCUCGUAUCCCAAUUAGAAGACGAAUGUAGCAAUUAUCGCCGAUUAUACGCACGUGGAUCGUCUUCUAGGGAUCGCCGUAUCGCUCAUCCAAAAUCUCAAAGACGUCCCUUUGCUCGAACGCAUCGUCGACGAAGGGGUGAGGCGGUCGCGGUUUCCGGUUAAAGGGGAAAAGCGAAAAAGCGGCGCGCGGGACGACUCGCGCGCGUGUAGUUUAGAGAACGAACGUAGCAAUCGAUAUAAAAAAAAAAGAAAAAAAAACUAGCGUGUACAUAGAAAAGAAAAAAAAAAGGGAGGAAGAGAUUUUCAAGGGAGAAAAGAAAAAAAAGAAAAAAAAAAAAGAAAGUCAUAUUCUAUACGAGGCGUAGGGAGCAGAGUUAUAUAUAGCGGUAAUUGGGGAGGGGGUGUAAUUGUAUAGGCUUUGCAACGAAUGUGCGCGAGAGAGAGAGAGAGAGAUAUGUAUGUAUAUGCGUGAGAAUAUUGUUUUAAAUUCGAGUUCUCUCGAAUUUUUCGAGUCUCAAGAUUGCAGAUUCGAAUCGCGGCAAACGAAUAGUUUAAAGUAUAUCGAGAGAAAGGAAGGGAGCGAGAAGAGAAAUUUUGCUUUAUGGUUUUUUGGUAAUUGGAACUUUGAGCCAAGAAAGAUGGGAAAUUUUGAUGGAACAACGCAUUGGAAGCGAUACUUGAAAAGUAUCGUCGAACAACGUAGUAGAUCAACAAGAUAUUUUGAAAGAGUUAUUUUUGCAAAAUCGAUCGGAUUGUUGAUCGAUCGAGUCGAUGAGAUAUACGCACGACCUGUUUCAAGAUUAAAGAUUCCCCAAGAGGAAGAGGAUUCGCGUUAUUCGCGUAUUAUGAAUCUGCUUACAAAUAAUUUCGAGGCUCGUCCGACGGAGGAACGAACUUCGAAAGUUCGAAACACUGCCCGUUCAUCUCGCGUUCGACGACAUCCAAUACCAACCCUCCUCCAAUCUUCCUCUUCUUCCACGAAGGAAUCUUCACGAAUCUUACGAACAAUCGCGAGCAAAGAUAUUCUUCGACGUUCGGAGCGUUGGUAUGGUCUCGAAAGAGGAAACUUAUAUUUUUCUAAACGGAGGAGAGAGAGAGAGAGAGCAAUAAUGGAAACGAGAAAGAAUCGAAUCGAAGAGAGGACGGUUUAUUUUUUCACGGGUUUGAAACUAUCGUUUGUCGCGGUCGAAAGCACACACACACGGGGGCCGGGAAUCGUCGAAGAAUGGAAGCGUCCUCCUUGCGCGAGGACGAUUACCGAUCUCGAUCAUUUUUCCCGCGUCCGCUUUCCAAACAAUCAGCGAGCAUCGCACUCGUCGAUGAUUAAGACGGCCAGAAAGUUACUUAAAAUAUAUAUAUAUAUAUAAAUACAUAUAACUUGUAUACUUUACGCCUCUUGCCUUUUUCGUUCCUCGAGCUCGGAUGGCCGCCCAAAAGAAAAACAUUUCGCUUUUUUUGAGCGCUCAUCCUCGGAACGCGCGAAAGCAAGACAGCAUAAAAAUGUACAUCCAUAUACAUAGAGGUAUAUAUACACACGAGGUACACAGGUGUACGUUUCUUCUUUUUUUUUUUUCUCGUACAGAAUGAUAAUACGAAAUGCUCGAUACGAUGAUACGAGAUGAUCGAUCGAUAGAGAUAUUUCGAUUCGGAUUUCUCGUAAUCGUCGUCGCGUUUCCAAGAGAUACGUUAAUCCUUUGAUAUAAUUAUUGAUAUAUAUAUAUUGAUAUAUAUAUAUAUAUAUAUAGUUGCGAAUGUCAUUCGUUCGUGGAAUUCGAUUCAUUGUUACUUGUGUAGUUCUUCGAAACGAUUUUGCAAUUUGCAUUUAUUAAAUAUUAUUGAUUCCUCGUGUCAAGGUAGCAUAGUAGAUAAGAAAUAGCACGGCAAGAGAAGAAAAGAAUAUUUUUAAGAAAAUAUUCUGUUUACGAAUUUUAUUCGAAAGUUUUAAAUUAAUAUUCGACGACCAAUUUUGUUCGAGAAUAUUUAUUAUAAAUUUUUUACCAGGAAAGAGAUUGUAAUUUGGAAAGAUUCGGGAGGAAGAAACGUGUCUGUUCUGAAUUUCUUUCAAUUUUUUUUUUUUUUGUUCUUUUUGAAAGAAAACAACGAAUAUCGCCGAAAUCCAAUUUUUCCAAAGGGGAAAAUCGUUUCUACGACACGGUAACGAUGGACGAACCACUAAACUUCAGUGUCUUCUAGCGCGUGAACCAGCUCACUCGGAAUUGGACGAGCAGAAUCUUCGUUUUCCUCCAUUUCUCAAGAAAAAAAAGAAAAAAAAAAGAAAAAAAAAAAAGAAAAAAAACCAAUUGCGAACAAAACAAUUCUAUUUUGCUGUUGAUAUACUUAGUAGCAAAGAGAGAGAGACAGAGAGAGAGAGAGAGAAAAAAUAAAAUAAUAAAAAGUAAAAAAAUAAAAAUAAAGAGAAAAAAGAAAAAGGGAAAACCGUUGUAAGCCGUUGUCCCGUCUAAAGGAAAUUGUAAAACGCAGGGGAGUUAACCGAUCAAUGGCGACGACGGCGACGAUGAUCGAUGAGGAUAGAUUGACGGUGAUGAAGAUAGUAAUAAAAAACGAUAAUUAGCCUAUGCAUAUAUUUGUGAAUAGAUAUUUAAUAAUUUAUUGUUAACUAGAGUAUUUUAUUUGAAGGAUUUUCAUUAAACGGGGUUUCGGGUACCAAUUAUAUCGUUUCUUACGCCAGAGAAAGGGAUUAGAGAGAGAGAGAGAGAGAGGGAGGGAGUAAAUGAGGGAGAAAAAGUAUAUGAGAGAAAGAGAGAGCGAGAGAGAGAGAGAGGUAUAUAUAAAUAUAUAUAUAUAGUGUGAAAAAGAAAAAACAAAAAGAGAUAAAGAGCGAGAAUUUCUACGUGCGCUUUUGUCGAAAAAAAAAAUCGAGAGAAAGAUAGAGAAGAGAAGAUAGAGACAAUUUUUUAGCUUUACUUACCUAAUUUUUGUAAGCAGAGCGACACGCCGGAAAAAAAAGGAGGAAUAAAACAAAUAAAUAAAAAGAAAAAAGGAAAAAAAAAGAAAAAAAAGGAAAAAUGGUGUAAAAGGAAAAAGAAAAAAUUAUAUAUAUUAUAUAUAUAUUUAUCGUUGGUCGAAGAAUGAAGAGAGAGAGAAAGAGAGAGAGAGAGAGAGAGAGAGAGGAGAAUGAAUAAAAAAUAAAAAAAUAAAAAAAUGGAAACGAUGAGCGCGUCGUAUGCGAGCAUUCGACGAAUGCGCGAACUAAUAAUUAUACUUGUAAAUACAGUAAACGAUUUAGUGAUAACGGGGGUUUUACUUUUAACAGCUUUAUGUGAUUAUUACUUUGUCAUGAUCAGUGAAAAAUAAAUAAAUGAUGAUAAUACUUUAA
This is a messenger RNA of Apis cerana (Asiatic honeybee), 10423 nucleotides long. RefSeq names its product alpha-Mannosidase class I a. Gene Ontology annotation, molecular function: mannosyl-oligosaccharide 1,2-alpha-mannosidase activity; calcium ion binding. Gene Ontology annotation, biological process: carbohydrate metabolic process; mannose trimming involved in glycoprotein ERAD pathway. Gene Ontology annotation, cellular component: endoplasmic reticulum; Golgi membrane. Lineage: Eukaryota; Metazoa; Arthropoda; Insecta; Hymenoptera; Apidae. The record is from RefSeq and is a predicted model, not a curated record.